AUGGUACAGAAGCUUGAGCUGAUCAGAGGAGGAGGAGGAUCGAUAAAGAUAGGAGCAACAGGAACAGUUGCAACUCUAAUGACUCGAGAGCUAGACUCCAUGAAACAACAACCUUCUCCUCAAACUCCGACAACGACAACCAGACCCGUUAGGACAACAGUCCCUGUCUCAGUAGACUGUGGCACAUCUUCUUCUUCCACUCCAAGAAGACAUAAAGCAAGAAGAUCAUCAUCAGACGAAGCUAGCAGCAGCAGCAACAACAAUGUGAGAACACCAAAGGGUCAUCACAACGCCAAAAUCACUCAUCAGCUUCCAAUGCUUGGCUCUGAGAACGUUAGAACACCAAAGGGUCAUCACAAUGGUAAAAGCACUCAUCAGGUUCCAAUGCUUGGCUCUGAUAAUGUGUCGUUGCAAGGAACACCGAGAAGAGAGAAGAGGAUGAACAUUGUGGAUAUUGUGGAUGUGAAAUGCGGGAAUCCAGAUCGAGCUUGGGCUAAUCCGAUAACUAGUAGACUCAAGAAGCUUGGCUUCUCUAAACUCAGUGAGAGCAUUGUUUAA
This is a messenger RNA of Microthlaspi erraticum, 558 nucleotides long. The record is from the annotation of a GenBank genome assembly. NCBI's taxonomy places the organism in Eukaryota, Viridiplantae, Streptophyta, Magnoliopsida, Brassicales, Brassicaceae.